AUGUCAUUUUUCGUCAUGUUUCCCGCAUUUAUCACUGUUGUGGCAGGUUUUGAAUGUCCAGGAGGUCGACUAACACCACAGCAACGUAUAGACAUCGUUAAUCAGCACAAUGAAUUUCGUUCAUUACUGAUUCAUGGAAAACUUAAAAAUAAAGAUAACAUAUUCAUGCCACGAGGCAAAAAUAUGUUACAAAUGACAUGGAGUUGUCAGCUAGAAAAUUCUGCGCAAACAUGGGCAGAUCAGUGCACCUUUGGGCACUCUCCGAGAAAUCAAAGACAAGGAACCGGUGAAAAUCUCUACGCUUACUGGUCAUCAGUAAGCGUUGAAAAGCUUAAAAAUACCGCUGGUACGAAUGCUGGGAAAAGCUGGUGGUCAGAACUUUCACAACUGUACAGGAACAACCCUUCCAACAAUUUGUCGCCGGAAGUUUCUAGGCAAAGUGCUUUGCAUUUCACACAGAUGGCCUGGGGUAAAACGCAUAAAAUUGGUUGUGGUAUUGUCACAAAUUGCGAUGGUGGUCACACACUUAUAGUUGUUUGCCAUUAUUCACCCGCUGGAAAUGUACUGACAGAGUUGAUAUAUGAGCUUGGUCAACCAUGUAGGACGGACAGCGAUUGCAAUACCAAGAAGUGUUCAAAAGAAUCUGGAUUGUGCAGAAAGUGA
Messenger RNA from Brugia malayi, 663 nucleotides. RefSeq names its product SCP-like extracellular protein. The record is from RefSeq and is a predicted model, not a curated record. The transcript has 6 exons. Lineage: Eukaryota; Metazoa; Nematoda; Chromadorea; Rhabditida; Onchocercidae. The coding region runs from base 1 to 663 and encodes 220 amino acids. Gene Ontology annotation, cellular component: extracellular region.